Molecule: messenger RNA, 1167 nt
Organism: Colletotrichum karsti
Lineage: Eukaryota; Fungi; Ascomycota; Sordariomycetes; Glomerellales; Glomerellaceae
Exons: 3
Coding region: 1-1167 (388 amino acids)
Cellular component (GO): fungal-type vacuole; plasma membrane
Source: RefSeq, a predicted model, not a curated record
AUGACAGGCGACUGCGCCGUGAACAACACUUGCCCCUUUGAUGGCGGCUUCCUCAACUACGAGCCUUCGGUAGCCGGCAGCGCCAUCCUCUUGGCGGCUUUCGCCCUGUUGGUGCCGCUGACCUUUUACCAAGGCUAUCGAUUCAAGACGCCUCUUUUCGCAUCCACCUUGGCCACCGGCAUCCUGUUGGAGGUCUUGGGGUUCGCGGGAAGGCUGAGGCUGAAGGGUCACCUCGCCAGCGAGACAUCGUUUUCGCUGUGGCUCCUCGGGACUGUUCUUGGACCGACUUUGAUCUCGGCGGCGCUCUGCCAGGUGCUCCCUCAUAUCGUCGCUCUGUACGGCCUCGGUAUAGGCUUCACCCGGCCCAGAGUCGCCGGGCUGUUCCUCGUCUUCGCCCUUCUGCUUGUUGUUGCGUUGGAGAUCGCCGGUGUCGUUGCUGCCGUCUUCGGGCUCGGCGGCGUCCAGACGACCACCAUCCUCCUUGCAGGCCUGGGCAUUCAGAUAGCGGCACUAUUUCUGUUCGUCGGCCUGUACCUCUGGUUCACGCACAAGAUCCCAGACCCGAAGCAUAUCGCCGUAUACCAAGCACCGCGGUUCAGGCACUUCGUAAAAGUAAUGCCUACGCUCGCUGUCGUCUUGGUCGCCCACACCAUCUACCGCAUCGUCGAGUAUAGAGAAGGCCUCGGCAGCUCACUCGCCCAGACUGAGGUUGCGUCCUUGAUCAUCAGCGGCGCCUUGCCGUUGCUGGUAUGCAUAAUCUUAUGCAUCUACCACCCAGGCGCUGCUUUCGGCCGGGCCUGGGGCCUCACGUCUCCGGGAUUUCGCCGUCAAUCUCUGCGAUCCCGUCGUCGUCAAGGUUCGACACCUCUCCAGUCUCCGACCCACCCAUGGGACAAACACAAGGGCCCUCGUCAGCCCGGCUUCACCGCCUCAAGAUACCCGGAGAAGAUGUCGCCCGUCGGUGUCGGACAGGUUUCCUUGCGGGACUCUACGAUGGCAAGCAAGGUUGCCGGUAGUCCCGGGCAGAGAUCGGUGGCGUACCCAAGCCCGAUCACCGAGAACCACGCUCUCGAGGCCGCACAGCAGCAGUCUGGCCAGCCAUCGGCGAAUGGGAACAGUAAGAGGUCGAGCGGGAAUCCGAUGGUGAACAGCGAAGAGCUGUGGUAG